Molecule: messenger RNA, 2169 nt
Organism: Plasmodium yoelii
Lineage: Eukaryota; Apicomplexa; Aconoidasida; Haemosporida; Plasmodiidae
Exons: 1
Coding region: 1-2169 (722 amino acids)
Cellular component (GO): mRNA cleavage and polyadenylation specificity factor complex
Molecular function (GO): mRNA binding
Source: RefSeq, a predicted model, not a curated record
AUGUCAAACAAAAAUAAUUGUAGUUUAUGGAUUGGAAAUAUUCCAUUUGAUUUAUCUGAAAAUGAGUUACACGAAAUAUUAUCUAGAGUUGGGGAAGUAGUAAAUGUUAGAAUAAAAUAUGAUAUAGAUAAAAAUGUAAGUAAAGGUUUUGCAUUUUGUGAAUAUAAAGAUAUAGAAACUUGUAUGUUAGCACUGAAAUAUUUAAAUGGUUAUGAAAUACGAGGAAGAAAAUUAAAAUUAUAUUGGGCUACUGAAGAAUCAAAAGAAAAGGCCAAUAAUAGUAUUUUUCUUAGUAACAGUAUAUAUAAUAAUAAUGUGGGUAAAAAUAAAUAUGAUAAAAAAAAUGAUAUGUUUGAAAAAAAUGUAAAUCCAAUUGAUUUAGGGCCAGAAAAUGGAAAUCAUAAUUUUAUGACAGAUUAUAAAAAUAACUAUAAUAAUAAUAAUAUUUAUUUUUCUAACAAUUUGGAAAUAGAUUUGACUAAUAAAAAUGGCAUACCAAAUGAGGGAUAUACAAAUGUAGGGCCAAAGUAUAAUAUAUUAAAAAGCUUGAAUUAUAAUGGCAAUAAAGAAAAUGGUUUAUGUAUAAUUAAAGAGAUAUCAGCAAAAGAGCAUAUAGGAAAUAUUAUGCACACAUUGACAACAUCUCAAAUUAUAUAUAUUUUAUCAUAUUUUCAAAAAUAUUGUCAAAAUAAUAUGAACAAUUUAAAAAUAUUUUUUCAAAAAAAUCAAACUGUUGCUUAUGCAUUAUUACAUUGUUUAUUUUUGUUAAAUAUAAUAAAUGAUUAUACUAUGAUAAAUAAUAAUAUAGAUAUAUGUGUUAAUGAGAAGGCAUAUAUAAAUAAAAGUGAAAGAGUUUUGCAAAUGGAAAAAAGUAAUAUGAAAAUUAAUAUAAAUAAAAAUUAUGAUAAUAUUGAAAUGAGAAAAGGAAAUAUAAAUGAUGAUAUGUAUGAUAGUAUGAAUUAUUCGAAAAAUAAUAAUUAUCUUGAUGCAUCUUUUUCAAAUUUAUAUAUGAAUGAAGAUAAUGCACAAAUGGAUAAAGGUUUAUAUAAUAAAAACCGAGAUGAUGGAAUAUUGAAACAUAAAAAAAAUAUUUUAUCUUCUACACCUUCAUUAGGUUUUAAUAAAAAACAAAAACAUUCUCAUAGUAAUAAUAGUUCAGGAAAUAUUGUCUCAAAAAAUAAAGGAAAUACAUUACCAUCUGGAUUAUAUGGAUAUAAAAAAGGAAAUAAUUCACAUAAUAAUAAAUAUGGAAGUAAAUAUAAUUUUACUCAUUUUAAUUAUAAUCGAAAUCGAAUAUAUAAUAAUGAUGAUAAUUCAAAUACUAGUGGUUAUGUUAAUUCAUAUAAUAAUUCCUCUGGUCCUUCAAUUUCUAUUCAUGGAAAAAGUCAGACUAAAAAGAGUUUAUAUGGUAAUUCUAAUAUGAAUAAAUAUAAUAACGACCUAAAUUAUGAGAAUAAUCAAUUUGAGAGAAAUAUACAAUCGGGUGCAUUACUUAACGGGGCAAAUCAUUCAAUAAUACCUGAACAUGUGAAUAAUGAUAUUAUAAAUAAUAAUAAUUAUCAAUCUGAUUAUAUGUCUGAUUAUUCACAUAUGGAUUCAUCAGGAAAAGAUGCAAUAGAUCCAAAUUCAGGAUACUAUCAAAAUAUUUCAACAGGAAAUAAUUUAUCAUCUAAUUAUAUGGAUAAAAAUAAUUUUCAAAUGGGGGGAGGACAUUUUAAUGAAUUAUCACAAAAAAAAAAUAUGAAAAAUAUAAAUUUAAUAGAAGGGAAUAAUACAAAAGAUGGCAUAAUAAUAAGUUCAGAAAAUGAUACGUUACGAAUUCAUGAUAUACAUAAAAUAAAAUUUAAAGGGUUGUAUAAUAAUAAUUCUGGAAAUGUAUCAUCACAUGUUAGUAAUGAUAUAGAUGGUAUAUAUAAUAAUGAUAAUAAUAAAAUAGAAAAAGAUUUAUCAAAUUCUGUACAAAAUUCAAAUAUUAUUUUAGAUCCAAUUUAUGACACAGUUGAUACCCCUGAUGAUGAACUUGUAAAUGUUAUCAUAAAAGAUACAAACAUAUUAAAAAAUAUUUUACGCUCAAAAAUAGAAGAUAUGAAAAAUUGGAGUGAUGAGCAAAGAAUUCAAGUAUUGUCAAUACAAAAGGCUCUUCAAUUAAAGGGGUACUCCUUGAAAUAG